AUGUUUUCCUUCGACCUGAAAAGUGGGUACCACCACGUUGAAAUUUUUGAGGGCCAGCAAACAUAUGUUGCUUUUUCCUAGAAGCAUUCCAAUUCCAAUCAAGUGAAGUUCUAUGUGUUUACAAUUUUACAUAUGGAAUUAUCGUCCGCCCCUUACGAGUUCCCAAAAAUUCUAAAGCCUCUUGAGAAACAGUGGAGGCAUCAGGGUAUUUCCGUGGCUGUUUAUCUUGACGACGGAUGGGGAACUGAAAAGGAUUCUCAAGUGUGCAGUAUUGUCGCAGAUGCCGUCAGAACUGACCUUUCUAAGGCGGGUUUCGUUACUAACGAGGAUAAGUCAGUGUGGAUACCUUGCCAGAGGCUUGAUCAGCUGAGUAUCACUUGGGAUAGCGCUCGUGGAACCAUUGAAAUUGUCGAUAGGAGGGUUGCAAAAAUAACUAGUACCAUUGACAAUAUUAUCGAUUCCGAUUUUGUUCUUUCUGCCAGAAGAUUGGCCUCUUUUACAGGGUGGAUAAUUUCUACAGCGCCUGUUUCCGGAAAUAUCUCUAGGAUCAUGACUAGGCACUGA
This is a messenger RNA of Pocillopora meandrina, 564 nucleotides long. The record is from the annotation of a GenBank genome assembly. NCBI's taxonomy places the organism in Eukaryota, Metazoa, Cnidaria, Anthozoa, Scleractinia, Pocilloporidae.